Molecule: messenger RNA, 1521 nt
Organism: Ramularia collo-cygni
Lineage: Eukaryota; Fungi; Ascomycota; Dothideomycetes; Mycosphaerellales; Mycosphaerellaceae
Exons: 3
Coding region: 1-1521 (506 amino acids)
Molecular function (GO): phosphatidylinositol binding; ubiquitin binding
Source: RefSeq, a predicted model, not a curated record
AUGUUUAAGAAAAGAUUCUCCAGUCUGCUCAAAGGUAAUCGCAACUCCAUCGACGCCGGCUCCUCCACCAGCACCACCACCGCCGUGCUCGGCAGCUCGAGCAACAACUUCGCGAAUGCACUCGCCGACUCUCCCGAAGCAACGUGCGCGCGUGCCAUUACCGCUUUUUGCGAGAGCGGAAAUGCCAGCGCUGGCGGAGAAGAGGUGCUUCACCUGCCUGUGAUUGUGGACGCCGCCGAAUCGUCGCCCGCCGCCGCUGCCGCCGCUGCUCAUCAGAUUCGUAACUUUCUGGGCAAAGAGUAUGCAAAGAAGCCACACAUUCAGUACAAUGCCAUUAUGCUGCUGCGCAUCCUCACCGAUAACCCAGGCCCAUCGUUUACACGCAACUUUGACAAGUCAUUUGUGAGCACCGUCAAGGAUUUGUUGCGCAACACCAAGGAUGUCGGUACGCAGCAGAUUGUCCGUGAGACACUCGAUGCGCUGGAGGUGAACAAACAGCACGAUGCCGGACUUCAGGGCUUGCUGGCAAUGUGGGCAAAGGAGAAGGGAAACAACGCAUCGCUUUCACGCGGUAGCGCUAUAUACCAGCAACCAGGACCCCUGCCAGGCUUUCAUGGAUCGCAUGAGCGGAGUAGAAGGAGUAGACAGCUCCCGAAUGCUGUGGAGUUGGCCAGCCGGGUGGAAGAGGCGCGGAACACGGCCAAGAUUCUGCUCCAGCUUGUACAGUCGACGCCCGCCGCUGAGCUGCUCAACAAUGAGCUCAUCAAAGAGUUCAGCGAGCGUUGUCAGAGUGCCUCGCAUAGUAUGCAGGAUUAUAUUGGCUGCCAAGACCCAGCUCCCGAUCACGAUACGAUGCAGACGUUGAUCGAGACCAACGAGCAGCUAAGUCUGGCGAUGAGCCGUUAUCAGCGAGCUGUGCUGGCGGCGAGGAGGGAAAUGGGCAUUCCUGCUAGCCCUCCGGCUGUGCAAGAACCGAUAGGCCACAGCGCGUUUGCACCCUCACCGCCAUCGCAGAAUAUGUCAAUCUCGCAACCAGGACUCGGAGCUUCACCUGUCAACGGGUGKCAGUCUCCAGCGGGUCCUCCGCCAUCUGCGCAGCAGCAACGGCAAACAGAGGCGACCGCACAGAAUCCCUUCGCCGAUCCAAUGGAGCAGCAACAAAGCACAAGUGCUUUUUCACAACCGCCUCAGGCCUUUAGCAUUGACUCCGGAGCAAUCCACACAAAUCAAUACCAUCAACGCGACGAGCUCGAAAACACAUACUCGACGGGAGAAGACACACGCACGCCCGUCUCUCAACCGUCGCCAAUCUUCCAGCGCUCUAAUGGUCAAGUGGAAGCCCCAAGACCCGUCAGUCCGCAGUCCCCGCCACGUCCAGGGCCAGGACCAUACCACCAGAGCGAGAUCUCUCAAAGCUAUGUUGGAAGACAAUCCAGCGCGGCAAACGGCCUGACGAUGCAUGGAGCGGCAAGUGCAGAGCAGGAACAGAAUAGCAUGACUAGCCGAGGAAGAGGGUACUAG